This is a messenger RNA of Zea mays, 2148 nucleotides long. RefSeq lists its product as uncharacterized. The record is from RefSeq and is marked validated. NCBI's taxonomy places the organism in Eukaryota, Viridiplantae, Streptophyta, Magnoliopsida, Poales, Poaceae.
AAUCAGCAGCUGGCGAGGGGCCGAACAGUGUCGCCUGGCUGCUCACCUCUCUGCUCCUUCCUUCGGCCUUUCCUUCCUUCCCUCCCUCCCUCCAGAGUCCGGAGCAGAGCUGAGAGCAGUCAACCGGGCUGUCGUCGGCAUUGGUGCGGUACGUGCGAGCCCGAGCGGUGCGACGCAGGGGGGGGGGGGGGGGGGGGGGGGGGGGGCAGUGAGAGAGACGACACGCGAGAGCGAAGCCAAGCGAAGGAGGAGCUUCCUGGCGCGCGCGGAUCGCGGAGGCUGUAUAUAUAUAGUCGGAGGGCGCGCGCUCCGGUCCGGUAACGUGCUGCAGGUGGGGGGUGGCGCAGGGCAGGAUUAGGCAGGGCAGCGCCGCGCCGGCCGGACCGCCCGUCCAGGAGCCAGGGACUUUCGGCCAUGGGGGACGGUGGUGCUGACGACGCCUCCUCGCCGCCGCCGCAUGACGGGGGCUUCUCCUACCUCGCCGUCUUCCACAACUACCCCCUCGUCGCCGCCCUGCUCGGCUUCGCCGUCGCGCAGUCCAUCAAGUUCUUCCUCACAUGGUACAAGGAGAACAGGUGGGAUCCCAAGCAGCUUAUCGGCUCUGGUGGCAUGCCAUCAUCACAUUCUGCCACGGUUACAGCACUAGCAGUAGCGAUUGGGUUGCAAGAUGGCUUUAACUGCUCCCUCUUUGCAACAGCAACUAUAUUUGCAAGUGUGGUAAUGUACGAUGCUUCUGGUAUCAGAUUGCAUGCUGGAAAGCAAGCAGCGGUACUGAACCAAAUAGUUUGUGAACUUCCUUCUGAACAUCCCUUGUCUGAAACAAGACCACUGCGAGAACUUUUAGGCCAUACACCAACCCAGGUUGUUGCUGGCGCAUUGCUUGGGUGUACGAUAGCCACAGCAGGACAAUUAUUCGUUUGAACUCCGAAGGUGCAGGAGAAAUGUUGUAGCAUUUGCAUCGCGGGGACUUGAGAAGAAGUUUCUCUAGUGUUCUGCUACUUUAGGUAUUGGUAAGAUUUUCAACUUGGUGCUGUAGUGUUGUCGAAUGUUGUAAGCUCUGAUGGAACGUGAUUAUUUGUCAAGGUGAUGUUCACAGGAUUGUUGUACAGAACAUUUGUUCGAUAAUGUCAUGGUUAUGAUUGAUGAAAUCUAAAAUGUGAUUAGAAUAGUGAUGAUUUGUGACCAAUAGAAAUGGCUCUGAGGUGAGAUUUUAGGAAGACAACGGGCUUGGGAAUGAGACUUUAAAACACCAGUACCUAGGAUUAUAUAGCAUAACAAGAAGAAAAUUCAUAACCAUCGUAGAAGUUUUAUCAACCCCACAACCAAAUAUUUCUUGGCGGAGAUCUGUGAUAGGACCAAGAUUAAUAGCGUGGAACGAAUUGUAUUCAGGUAUCGCGAGGGUCCAGCUAGACCAGGGUGAAGAUGAGUUCACCUGGGGUCUAACUAAGUCAAGAAAAUUAUCAGUUAAGUCGCUCUACCAGGCCUUGAUCAAAAUCAACAUCCCAAAUCAUAAUAAAGUUAUUUGGAAGCUAACCCCCCCUAAAAAUCAAAGUAUCCUUGUGGUAUCUAAAAAGGGGAGUCAUUCUGACAAAGGAUAACUUAGCUUCUAUCACAAAACGAGACGAUCAGGCAUCUUCUUUUUGACUGUCAUUUUGCGAGGCGAGUUUGGGACAUCAUUUUUGUAGCUUUUGGUAUUUCUAAACCUUCUAACAUCCAUAAUAUGUUUGGGAACUGGAUAUGAUGCUUCGGAAAUGACCAUAAAGGUCUAGCUCUACUUGGGACAACAAUUGUAUGUUGGUCUAUCUGGCUAGGUAGAAAUGAGUUAAUUUUUUAAAACAAAAUUUCUUUAUCUUCUUUGCAGGUUAUUUUUACUGUAGCCUAGAGGCUUCACACAUGGGCUGUGCUGCGGAGGUAGAACUGAUGCAAUUUUUUUGGUAAUGGUUACGUAACAUUUGACUCAAGUGACCAAGGAGUUUUUUUCCUUGGAAGCAUGCUUGGCGGUCUAGUCUUCGGAUUGAUAGCCACUAGUGUGUAUCUUUAGAUUCUGCUGGUCUGUGUGGCUCUUGUGGGCAGAGGACGGAAGUGACUUUUAAGGACUGGUAUCACCUCGAUGUACUGUUCUUGAAUAAAUAAAAAUCCUUCCUUUUC